AAAACAACGCGAGCCUCAAUUCCCAGCACCAAUCGCCACAUCACCCGCAGUCUCAGCAAUCACAGCAAAAUUCUCAGCAAUACGGUGAAGUAAACCAACUCGGUGGUGUUUUUGUCAACGGCCGACCGCUCCCCAAUGCCGUCAGACUCCGAAUAGUCGAACUGGCCCAAUUAGGCAUCAGACCUUGUGACAUAUCCCGUCAACUUCGAGUUAGCCACGGCUGCGUUUCAAAGAUUCUCGCCCGUUACCACGAGACCGGAAGUAUCCUCCCUGGCGCCAUAGGCGGGAGCAAACCCCGAGUGACGACCCCAAAGGUCGUCCAAUACAUAAAACAAUUGAAAUUGAAGGAUCCUGGUAUUUUUGCUUGGGAGAUAAGAGACAGAUUGCUGUCUGAUGGAGUCUGUGAUAAAUACAACGUUCCCUCAGUAUCGAGUAUUUCGAGGAUCCUGAGGAAUAAAGUUGGAGCGGCGGCUGCUGCUGCUGCAGCCGCUGCUGCCAUUCAUCAUCAUCCCCAUCACCACCAUCACCAUCACCACCUCUAUGCAGCAGCGGCAGCAGCAGGAGCUGCUUUGUGUCCUGUCCCAUAUCCAUCUGCACCUUAUCAUCCACCACCACCAGCAGUGACGCAUCACCAUCAUCAUCAAGUUGGACUGACCCCAUCGAUGGGCAACAAAAUGUCACCAUCACCACCUACACCGACGUCAGUUGGUCAUCAGAAUGGAUUGACACCUGUUGGACUAUCCUGGCCAAGUUCCCACUCGGUACAUGAUAUUCUAGCAACCGGAAUUCCAACUCUACCUACCAAUUCAUCGUCCUCGUCGCUCUGCCAAGCUACUCAUCAUCGGGGUAUCAGCAGCGACAAUCAAGGAAAUAGUAACAGUAGUCAUAACAAUAAUAAUGAUGAGGAGAUGACCAAUGGAUAUCAUCAUCAUCCACAUCAUCAUCACUCGCAGUAUUAUGCAUCAUCUUUGUAUCAUCAUCAUCAUCCUAAUGGAGGAGUAGUUGGAUGCAAUGGGUCAUCCGGCCUGACCCUCCAACCGGUCAUCAUUCAAAAUGGCCGUAGUCAACCUGGCAGCCCUUGUCAUUGAUCCUAUUUCAAUGGAGUGUUUUCAUUUUUUACUGGGGACUUUCAAGUUUUUUCUUUCUAUAUCUUCGUCUUUAGCACAGAAUCGAAUAUCCAACAAGAAUCUUCGAAAUUAGGGGACGAAAAAAUUGCACUGAACAAAAUUUAACGAUUCUACCAUUUUAUAUUUGUUUUAUGUUUUUUUUCUAAAUUUGUUUUUAUACAGCGCAAAAUUAUAUGCAGGUCCCAAAUUCUAUCAUUAUGCAAUAGUUAUCGCAAAAUCUUAUCACCGUGCUAUAAUUUUUCUGAUUUUCACCUUUCUAAUUCAGUAACUUCGGAAAAAAGUAGAAGAAUAAUGGCAGGAUUAUACAAGUCAGUUAUUAAAUUAGCAUUAAAUUCAAAAACAGUAUAUUUUUUGCAAAAAAUCUUGGAAAAAACAUUACGUGUGAGAGAAAGACAGCAAUACAUAAAAAAAUAGUUUUUAAUAAUCUUUUUUGAAGUCUUUCCUUCUUGAGAUAUAUAUAUAUUCAAAAUCAACAGAUUGUCUCCAACUUGAGUUUUUUAAAAAAUCGACAUGACAUUUUUUAGAAAAAAAAACUUCAGGACGGGUUUGACGACCAUAAAGACAAACAGAGUUUAAUGACUCAAGCCUGACACGUGGACUCAUUAUGUGGAAAAUUAAAUUUCAUAUUCUGGUGAUAAUACGGUGCUACAAGGCGGAAAAUUGAGAGACUAUUAAUAACUGAGUUCAAAGAUGUGUUUUUCAUAAUGGAUUUUGAGAAUCACGGCACCCGCUUUUGUACUUUCGUCGAGUUGUUGCAGCUAGAUAUUCAUUUGUGGGGUGUGUUUGCAGGUUCAAAUACCGGACACUUGCAGCAGUACUGGUUUCGCUAAUCUAGAGAGUAUUUUUUAUAAUUACAAGUUAAGAAAUUGAUGUUGCGGAUCUCAAUCGAUUUAUGUUUCAUAGAGUUGAAAGUUUGUAAAUCGA
Molecule: messenger RNA, 2051 nt
Organism: Fopius arisanus
Lineage: Eukaryota; Metazoa; Arthropoda; Insecta; Hymenoptera; Braconidae
Product: paired box protein Pax-1
Biological process (GO): regulation of transcription by RNA polymerase II; anatomical structure development
Molecular function (GO): DNA-binding transcription factor activity, RNA polymerase II-specific; RNA polymerase II cis-regulatory region sequence-specific DNA binding
Source: RefSeq, a predicted model, not a curated record